UAAAUAUUUAAAUCGGGUUGGCAGCUCCAUAACGCCUAUGCAACAGUUUACGGUGCACUUAUAUUGUAUAUAAAAAAAGAGUUGUUGAGAAUGGUAUAAUAAUGCUGCGUAAAAGUCACAGCCAGGCUAUUUUGCUGGUACGCAGUCUUGGGGAUAUAACCCGUGGAUUGGCUGCAACAAAGAAGCCGACCAAGAAACGGGAAAAUGUCAAGCCCCCCAAAGCGCCGACCAAAGAAUCGGAGUUGCCUGUGGAUGAGUCUUUAAAUCCUGGUUACCUUACACGUACCUUAGUUUUUUCAGGCAGUAAUUACCGUGUCUGGGCAGCAGCUUUGGAAAAGCAUCCCGAAUUAAGAACUGUGAAAAGGAAGGAUCUGCAGAACGCCUUCAAUGCUUUAAAAUCGUUGAAUUACAGUGUCGAUGACAUCGUAACAAAGCCAAUGAUUAUGUAUUAUAAUGCAUCGACGCUAUCCAACCGUCACAGUGUGCUGCUUGAAUGUGGGCUGCAGGAAAUUUCCAUUCCCACAUUGUUUAAAUACGUGACGGUGAUAAACAGGCCUAUUAACAUACUAAAAUCAUAUCGCUACAUACCAUACGAUCUGAAUGUGUCUCGAAAAUUGGCUGCAUCCUUUACAGAUGUGGAGUUGCCCAAGCAUUUGCAUGAAUCUGUUGAUGAGAUCAUCCCACUAAAGACUCUGAGGCAGACACUGCUCAAUGAAUACCUGAGCCGGCGUCUGCAAAUGAGUGACGAGGAUCUGGCGAAGAUGUGGCGCGUCUAUGGACGUGUACGCCACAAAAGUUUUCAAUCUGUUCAGGAUACAAUUGAGCUGUUGACCAAGGAGCUUAAUUUUCCUGACGAACGUCUGCGCAAAAAUAUCUUUCUGCUGCAUGCCGAUGCGGAUAAUGUACGUCGCAUACUGCAGGAGAUACCCACAAUAGAUGACAUGGAUAUAAAGCAAAUAGGUUUUCGUCGACCCAAAAUCCUAAUGUCCAGUUGUGACAGCCUCAAGCAGACAUUGGAACAUGUUCGCGCCUUUGGCAUCAGAGAGAAUGCUAUCAUGCGCUGCUUGGAGGUGCUUACUCUAGGACCCGAUACCGUGUUGGAGCGCCUGCGAGAUUUAAACGAGAUCGAAGAGUUCCAAGUGCUGGGCACGAAUCCGCGUAUCCUGCGUCUCGUACACUAUCAGAAUAAGGCGCGCCUGCGUCUAGACUAUCUAAAUCAGCUAAAGGUCCGCUGUGCCUCUCUGCAUAUUCUCUCCUGCGGCUCUGAAGCGUUUGCCAAGUUUGCUCGCGAUGGCUCUGAUCGCACGAAAGGUCGCGACAUUAUUUUCUAUUUGAGCAAUCUUAUGUUCAAGGAUCAGCAGCUGCUGCGGGAUCUGCUCUCGCGUCAUCCAAAUUGGUGUCACAUACCUUUAUUGCAGGUGAAACAAUGUCUGGAAUAUUUGCUAAGCAAGAAAUUUUCGAUAGACGACAUUUUCCAUAACAUCCAUCUGCUCGUAUAUCCCAUUAAACGUAUUGAGGAGAAGCUUUUUUUGCUGCAAUCGUCAGACUAUUUCGAGGAACUGCAGCUGCCGAAUGUUUCCGACGUAAAUGCGCUCAGUAACUCACAGAUUUUGACGCUCAUACUCUAUUUAAUCGAAUCAGAGUUUCAUUUUACUGGCGAUGGCAUUUGGACGGAACAGCACUCUCAUCAUGUGGAGAACUUUAAUAAUCUACUGCCUGAUUUCCCAGAGAGCUUGAACAAAGUGUAUAAAUAUGGCGUGAAGCCAGCGGAGAAGACUGUCAUGCAGCACGUAUGAUAGCUUUGAAUUGUAUAUAGUUGUGUUAUUUGUAAUAAAUUGGAAUAUUAAUGAU
Messenger RNA from Scaptodrosophila lebanonensis, 1851 nucleotides. It is a transcript of the gene mTerf5, whose product is annotated as transcription termination factor 5, mitochondrial. NCBI's taxonomy places the organism in Eukaryota, Metazoa, Arthropoda, Insecta, Diptera, Drosophilidae. Bases 102 to 1796 code for a protein of 564 amino acids. Gene Ontology annotation, biological process: termination of mitochondrial transcription; regulation of DNA-templated transcription. Gene Ontology annotation, cellular component: mitochondrial matrix. The record is from RefSeq and is a predicted model, not a curated record. The transcript has 4 exons. Gene Ontology annotation, molecular function: double-stranded DNA binding.